Molecule: messenger RNA, 858 nt
Organism: Suillus subaureus
Lineage: Eukaryota; Fungi; Basidiomycota; Agaricomycetes; Boletales; Suillaceae
Exons: 4
Coding region: 1-858 (285 amino acids)
Source: RefSeq, a predicted model, not a curated record
AUGCCCACCCCAAUGCAACUUGAAAGUCUGACCGUCAGUGACGGCGUGUCCUACUAUUACUUUGAUAGCGGCGACAUCCCUGGAAACACCUAUACAACCUUGGUCUUCGUCCCUGGCAUGGGUUUCAAUGGAGGUGUUUUCAGGAAGCUUUUCCCUCUAGCUGCUGCGCACCCUUCCAGUGAUGCAGACUUGGCUGGUCUCGUGUCCCGUACGGUGGAGGGACAGGAAGGUUUCCUUCGUAGUCAAGCGGUCGAUAUCGCUACUUUCCUUGUCAUGUUUGCCCGCGAACAACAUAUUCCCCCGGCGGAAGGCACCAGCGGUGGAAUUGCCCUGUUGGGAUGGUCUUUAGGAUCAUUGCACACUCAUGCUGUUAUGGCCCAUCUCGACGCCUUGCCAUACAACGUUCUGUCUGACCUUGAGAAAUAUCUCCAUACUGUCGUUUGUCAUGAUGUGACUGGAAUUUUCAUUGGUAUACCCAAGCCCCCAAGCUUCGGUAUAGAAUAUUGGACCGAGCCCGAUGUCGAGAAGAGGUUCAAGCUUUUCUAUGAAUGGGUGGCGGGACACUUCCCGCACAAAAACGUCACCUCAGGAAGCAUUGACGACCUCGAGUUCUACCAAUCCUCAGAAAAACCUCACUCUAUGCACGAGCUAACUCCUGGGGAGUUCGCAGAGCUCACGUCUGCCAAGACUUUCGGUGCUUCCGACACACUCCUCGUUACUAUUCAACAAGACGUGCUCAAGGCCAUGACGCGACGUGCAAUCUUCGACACAGCUUGGCGGAGAAGUCCCUCCCCAACUACGUGUCAGAUACAUGUGUGGUGGAACGAGUCCUGGUGUUAUAGUCUGGGCGUUACAUGA